AAAGAAUUAUAUGAAAAGUGUAAUUUUGACUGAAAAUAAAAUGCAAAACGCAAAAAAAAAAAAAAUCGAAAAGCAAAUUUACCUACAUAUUUUUUUGUUAUUUUUGUGUGGUGAAAUAAAAUGAAGGAAUUAUACCAAAAUGCUUCUCCAAGCAAGCAAUAAAUAAAAUUACACCAAAAUUAUACAAAUUUUUUUUUUGUUUCUUUUGUGUUUAUGGUAAACAAAUUAAAAAAAUAUAAAUUUGUGCACCAAAAAUUAAGUGAAUUAUUUUGUGUAAUUUGCUGCCUUCGGAAAAGAUUCCAUUGGAAAUAAUUAAAGAAUGGAUGUUCCAUCAAAUUUCAAGAAGAUGCGGCGCCAACAUAAGACAUACACUCUGUGGAAGUUCAGAGUGUAAAAACCAGGAAAUCAAUGAAUUAAUAGCCCAAAGCAAAUUGCAAAAUGAACAAGCUAGACGCAAAGCUGAAUAUGCAACUCUAGAUGUUCGAUUUACACGCAGUUCAAGAGGCAAUAAUCUAUUAACAAUCGAUGGCAUGCGAUUCACUUUAAAUCGCAAAAUGAAAGAUGCCCAAUAUUGGGAAUGUGUUAAGUUGCGAUGCAAAAAAACCAAAUGCAUUGCCAGAGUUAUAUCCAAAGAUGGACAAGUUGUAUCAAUGCGUGGCACCCAUAAUCAUAUCUAAAUUAAAUUUUUUAAUGUUUUAAAUGUUAAAUCAAUUAAAAAAAUAUAUAUAAUAGAGAGAGCUUUAAUUUAUUCCAAUAAAUUUCAAAAAAGAAAACUGUCAUCAUGAACAAAAAAAAAAUGUGGUGGAGGAAUUUGGCUGGAUACCAAUUACCAAUAUCUGCCAAAUCGUCGAGGUGGCUUAAAUUUAAUUUAUAAUGGCUUUUUAUACACGGCCGAACGCAAAUACAAUAGCACAGUCAACUGGGUGUGCAACAAAAAUAGCAAUUCCCAGCUUAAAUGCCCCGCCAGAUGUGUGACCUCAGGUCACAAUACAAUUAAAUUAAGUCGUAAAACACAUAACCACGAACCUGUAAUAAGCAAUUAUGAUUCAGAUAAUAUUUAUCCUCAUCAAAUUCACAAGAGUAAAAAUAAUUAAGUGCCUAAAUCUAAGAAUAGUAUAAAAUAACAUAGAAUAAAUAAAAUAUUUAAGGAAAACAAUUAACAAUAAAUAAACAAAACGUC
Episyrphus balteatus (marmalade hoverfly) is the source of this 1180-nucleotide messenger RNA. RefSeq lists its product as uncharacterized. The coding region runs from base 324 to 677 and encodes 117 amino acids. The record is from RefSeq and is a predicted model, not a curated record. NCBI's taxonomy places the organism in Eukaryota, Metazoa, Arthropoda, Insecta, Diptera, Syrphidae. The transcript is spliced from 4 exons.